AUGAGAGCAUCCAUCCUGUCUGCUGGCCUCGUGCCAGUGGUCGUGAUCCUGCUCGCUAGCAUCUCUGCAGCUGUGGCUCAGAUUGCGGGCGUGGAUCAUCGCCAUGAUGGUGAUGCUGGCCAUUUCAAGGUCUUGGGCCCUCGAGCCGCCAACUAUGGUGAGCCCAGCGACUACGGCUACUAUCCUCCUCCUCCCUAUGGAGAAGAGACUUCGACGGCUUCUGUUACCACUACGACCAAAUCUGGCCCUUACUCUCCCCCUGCUGAGUCUUCCUCGGGCACGGCGUCUAAUGUCACCACCAAGACCAAAACGGAGACCUUUUUGACGACUCUGUCUGGUCAUUCAGCCAAUUCAACCAGCACAAGAGUCUCCUCCAAAAGCGAAUCGUCCACCUUUGUGGGAACAGUGACUGCUUCCACCACGGAUAAUCAUCGCUCGUCAGCGGAGACCAAGGUGUCAUCAACCACGGAGUCGUCUCUUGGCCAAACAGUCUUGACAAUUACCGUGUCGUUGCCUACUACCACAUUCGUUACUGCACAGACUGUUCCGAUUGAAUCUAGCCAUACUGGUAAUUCCUUCUCCUCAACUGAAGUGACGUCGGCUUCAAGCACUUCAUCGGGGACUUUUACCAAUUCAACCAAGUCCUCAACCGGUGAGGAAUCUGGCACUGUCCGGCCUGUAUCAUCUACGUCUUCUCCUUCUAGUUCUUCGUCAGCCGUGUUUACAACCUCUCCGUUGCCCUCGACGCUUUCAUCGAGCACAUCAACAGGAAGGUCAUCGUCCAUUCAGUUGACUGAGAAUGGAACCGUGACGAUAACGACGAUUGGAAUUACCGUGACCAAGCCAGCAUCUGAAUUACCCACUCAGUCAACCUCAUUGGGAUCCAAUGUGACUUCUCCCAUUGGUUCAUCUGGUUCAACUGCUUCAGAGAGCUCGUCAUCCUCUGGCUCUUUGGUGACCACUGCUUCAAACGGGACACUGACCUUGACAUCUGUGGUUACUUCACCCGCCGGUACUACAACGUCGGACCACGGUAUCACAAGCGUCGUGAAUGGAACUGUCAUCACAGUCACCAUCUCUGAGGCACCCACCGGUACCACCUCGUCAACAGCCUUGUCCAACACAUCGUCCUCUCUUAUUAGCGGUUGGCCCUCCUCAAGCGGCCCAUCAGUUGCUACUUCGACCUACCGGUUCACCAACUCGACUGUGACCGUAUCUCCCUCGAGUAUAAGUGGCACAGGAUCUCCGUCAACCAGCGUUACCGAAGCUACACUGUCGUUGACACUGACUUUGUCAGGCACCGUAUCACCGUCGGCAUCUACUGCUCAAUCAGGGACGUCUACUCUGCCGGUUACAGGUAACCAGACGUCAGUUACCCUGAGCACGACCACUGGUGUCACGGUAGUUCAGUCCAACGUCACAACAAUCUUGCCGACCACAUCGGUUUCGUUAAACUCAUCUGUGGCAGCAUCGGUUACAUCUGUGCCUGUGAGUGCGUCGACAUCGCAGGUCGGUAACGGCACUGUUGUCUCUACCGUCAUCUCGACUAUUCAGACGAAUGGCUCCGUGGGAAGCACCUCGUCUUCCUCGAUUCGUCCAACCGGCACUGGGGCGACUCUGACACUUUCUGGCGAGAUUCGGUCGUCUUCAACAGAGACAUGGAGCCAGUCUGCAUCAUGGACCAACACAACAUCUACUGUGACUGCGACGGAGGCACCAUCGAGCCCUCAGUUUACAGUAUCUACUCUUCCGUUUACGCUCAACUUUACCACCAUUGUCCAGACGCUGACGGGCACUGCUCCUUCCGGCUCGUCUGUCUCUUCGAGCUCGGGAAUACCCACUGCGACCUUGACCUUUUCAAAUGUUGUGUCCACUACAGGGUCUCAGCUUCCUGGGAACACAACUUCUGCGGACCAGACAUUUUUUACCACUCUCACUACCAUCAUUUCGGGCUCGGGCUCUGCCAAUUCGACGGUGACUGGUCAACCUUCGGGGACUGUUGUGAUCAUUACCGUUACUCCGGGCGUCUCUUCGACUGGUAAUUACUCUGGUAGCUAUUCUGCCACUUCAACCGAAGCAUCGCAAACCAGUCUCAAUGCCACCACGAAGACGGUAACCCUGAGCCAGCCGCCCUUUGGCAAUACAUCUUUGUCAUCCGGAGGGCAAGUCGUGACUACAACAGUCUGGAACACCGCGCCGACAGUGUCGCAGUCAAUCAUCUCAAGUCAUUCAGUGUCCUCCACCUGGAACUUUAGCCAAUCAAGCACCCAGGAAACAUCUCGCCCAUCCGUCACGCAGUCUAACACGACUUGGCUAUCGUGGACCAGCGUACCCACAGAGACGCCUGGUUCUGGCAGCCCGCCGUUCCCCACGGCUCGCAAUUCCACUGGGACUAUAUCAGGCACUGUUGUGAAUCCCAGUAGCUCGGGUUCAGCAGCGCCCAGUGUGAUCACAGUCACCAUCAGCCCUCUGCCAGCAACCAAUUCUACUUCUGGGUGGAGUUCACAACCGACAACCAGUGCCGGAAGUCUGACGUGGUCGUUUACCAACUCUUUCAACUUGUCUACGAUAUGGCUCACAACUGGUGCUCCAUCGGGCAGUUCGCCAUCUGUCUCGGUCAUCACAGUCACCAAGUCCAACACUGGCUCGCCAGUCGGAACAGCCAGCUCUAUCCCUCUCAGUACCUGGUCUGUCAGCACGACGCAGUCCAACUCGUCUACCCAAUGGAGUGGAUCGACUUUGCCCGCGCCGUCCUCAUCUUGGACAAACACGUCUUCCACACCAGCCUCUUCAACGUUGGUAUCAAAGACGGCAACCAGUCCGAUCAACGAGACAGCUAGCCCGGUAAUCAUUACCACCACUGUUACUGGCAAGACCACAGCCCAAACCACCGUCUUCACAUCAUGGCUGACAACAGGGCCCGGUGGCUCCACAAGCAGCUCCGGCCCAGCAGUGUCUCAGGCCGGCAAUUUUACCGUUAUAACAGUCAUUCAAAACGGAACAUCGGUGGUUUUGACAACUGGAUCCGCUCUUCCAUGGUCGACGACUUCAGUAUCUUCUGGAGUUGGCACUUUGUCGACACAAGCACCCAGCAGCGGACCCAUUUGGACUAACAGCACACGGGUGUCUCCGUCUUCCACUGCCUCUGCCGUAUCCACCACAACGACGACACAGUUGGUUACUGUAAUCGUAUCUACAUUGACGGUAGGAGCUUCUGCCUCUGCUUCGGGAUCCAACGCAACGGGGAUCGAGAGUACCAUUACCAAGACUCUACCGCUGUCCACAGCAGGAUCAUCGGCUCUUUCUGGUACCAUCAUCUCAUCAACAUCCUCUUCAUUGGAGACAAAUGAGACUCAGAUCGUCACGACUGUUAUCCAGACGGUACCUGCACCGCCAACGACUGCCACACGCUGGAUAAACACCACCAUGACGACUGAGCAUGAGUCCAGCCAGACUGGUAGCGUACUUAUUACAACGCUCUACCUUAACAGCACUACGGCAACGCCUCCUUGCACUCACUCGUGGGUGUAUCCGUACCCCAAUAUCAGCGACAGCACAACCACUUGCACUCGAUUCCCAAGCGGCAAUACGACAAUGACUCGCUGCUGGGCAGUGCCGUUGACAACCGGGGUCCCAGAGUCGUCACUCCACCACACUCCGCUAUAUACGUCUACCUGCAACACAACUAGCACGGCAAACGGCACCAUGAUUGGGAACGGAACAUUCACCAGUACCACUCGAAGCAACUCGUAUCCGUACCCAUUCCCGACGACAUUUGAGACUUCGACCACGGCAAAGGGCCAUGAAUCUGGCUCGCGCGGCUUUGCCUAUCCCGUGCCAACGGAGCCGGUGCAGGAAGAGCAGCUGCCUCCCAACCCGAGUUACCCCUGGGGUGCCUCGUCGCCGCUGCACCGCCACCAGAACGUGACGAGUUUCACCGACGGCCUGUUGACUCGCGGCGGUGAGCUUGUGGACUGGAGCAAGAUGGCAGCGAAUCGCCUGCGGGCUCUGUUCAAGAAGACUGUCGAUGGUGAAGGUGAGGAAUGA
Trichoderma aggressivum f. europaeum is the source of this 4047-nucleotide messenger RNA. RefSeq lists its product as uncharacterized. The coding region runs from base 1 to 4047 and encodes 1348 amino acids. The transcript is spliced from 3 exons. The record is from RefSeq and is a predicted model, not a curated record. NCBI's taxonomy places the organism in Eukaryota, Fungi, Ascomycota, Sordariomycetes, Hypocreales, Hypocreaceae.